GGAAAAUAAAUUAAUGAAUUGUGAAGGGGAAAUGCUAGUUGGUGAAACAGAAAAUAUGAUAUUCUACCUUAAAAAUAUAGACCCUGAAAAUUUCACAGGAAUUCAGUUUCCUAAUUCCGAUACGGAAAAUAUCUCUACCUUUGACCCAUCGCUUGAGAUCAAAUUGCCGCCAAGUCUCCUGGAUAACGUCAACGGCGUCAGCAGCUACUUUAAUACUACCACAUUACGAAUCAUUUUUAUUAUAUUCAGAAAUGCAGCACUGUUCCAGGAUAAAAAUCAGAGCAUUAUUUUAAAUAAUGUAGUUGGAAUUCGAGUGGGGAAUAUAAACAGUGAUAAUCUGACAAAUCCUGUUCUGAUUGUGUUUAACGAAUCAUCAUCGAAAACAUUAAUUCCAAAAUGCGUCUUCUGGGAAUUAGAACAAAAUGGACAAACAACUACCGGUCACUGGAAUGAUUCUGGGUGUACAACAGAAAAUACAGACAAUCAAACCAUCUGCCGAUGCAAUCACCUGACUUUCUUUGCUGUCUUGCUGCAACCCACUGGGAGCCAAUCCUUGGAUGUGAAGAUAUUGAAAUCACUAACAUAUAUCACACAGAUUGGUUGUGGUGUUUCUGCCAUUUUCACAGCAAUUACUUUAAUCAUCCAUUUUAUUCUCAGAAAGAAACAAAAGGAAUGUUCCAUCCAGGUCCACAUGAAUCUCAGUGCUGCCUUGUUUCUUCUCAAUGUGACCUUCUUAACAAACACAAGGCUCAGUUCCAGUUGCACAGACAGUCUCUGUAAAGCCAUGGCUGUCUUGCUGCAUUACUCACUGCUUUGCAGCUUUACAUGGAUGGGAAUCGAAGCGUUUCACCUGUACAUCAUGCUGAUCAAAGUGUUCAACACCUACAUUAAGUGCUACAUGCUGAAACUCCGCCUUGUUGGUUGGGGCAUUCCCGCUGGUGUACUUUUAAUCAUUGUUGGAGUGAGCACAGACAAUUAUGGCUGGCAUUCGAUUCCUGUCAAUGGCAAUUACAACUCUACGGACAUGUGUUGGAUAACAAACAAGACUGUGCAUUAUAUUACAAAUAUUGCCUAUUUUGUACUUAUAUUCGUGGGCAAUACAACCAUGCUGAUAAUUCUAUGUGUAAAAGUGAUCAGAUUGAAAGGAGGUAAUGAGAAGAGUAUAUUCACCAUACUGGGCCUGACUUGUCUACUGGGCACAACCUACGGCAUAGCUUUUUUCUCACAUGGACUUCAGAGUGUACCUGCACUGUACCUGUUCUGCAUCCUCAACCCUCUGCAAGGGUUUUUCAUAUUCCUCUGGUACUGCAUGUUAACACGACCAACCAACAACAGAGCCAGCGAGACAUCAAAAACAAGCAGAUCUACAACUUACUAGUGAGGACAACUGAAAUGUCGACACACCUAUUUUUGAAGCACAAUGUGAAAUUUUCAUUUUUAGUUUCCUAGCACAGAGCUUCGCACAUAAGAACCACAUAGAGGGGAUUCAGGGAGUGCCCAAUAACUUUCCAUCAUGGAUAGAAAAGGAUGUGGGUUGUGUACUGGAAAUCCUGAUUUAUGCACCUGACACAUGAAGCUCUGAACUGGGGAUGCUAAAUAUAGAGUCACCCAUUCCAUGUACACAAAUAUGCUAGCAAAUGAUUCCAAAUUAUAUUACAAGAUAUUUAAAAUGUGAGUGGUAGAGGAGCUGUCAGGUAUUAAGCAAGAAUGCUAGUGCCAUAGCCAUAUGCUGAUAGAGUUGGAUGAAAAGGAGAUGGGAAAGAAGCUCAUGUGGACCAUAAGCAGUCUCAUAGCCCAAUUGGGCCAAAUGGCCUGUUUUUGUGCUGAAGACUCUACAUUAUUCUAUUUAAGAUUACAACCUCUGCUGCUGUUUGGUGCAGUCAGAAUCUGUGUGAUGCUGCUUUUUAAGUAUUUUUAAAAAUAUUUUAAUGCAAAAUAACAGACAUGCAUAAAUAGAAUAUGCUUAAUCUCCUUUAAUAUAGAAAAUAUAUUUGGCUUAUAACUUUGAUCUUCAUAUGUGGUUGAAUCACACAUUGUAAUAAUUUUGUACACGUACAUCUUGCUUUGAUUUAAUUGCUAUUUAAUUUCUAAUCAUGUUUCUGCCUCACCUCUCCGUAACGUGGGGACCAAUGUCCAGAUAGAGCAACAGCUAUGUGACUACAUUUCAAGUUGUGUUACAACCUUGGUGAUGUUUUUACUCUGAAGUUUUUAUGUGGUUUAUUCAUUUGAUGAAAAGAGAUAUCAUUGCUAGAUCAACCAUCACUGACUGCUGAUUUAAUGUGGCAGGGCCCACUAUGAUAAAGCACUGGUUAUAUUAAUU
This is a messenger RNA of Carcharodon carcharias (great white shark), 2320 nucleotides long. RefSeq names its product adhesion G-protein coupled receptor G2-like. NCBI's taxonomy places the organism in Eukaryota, Metazoa, Chordata, Chondrichthyes, Lamniformes, Lamnidae. Gene Ontology annotation, biological process: cell surface receptor signaling pathway; adenylate cyclase-activating G protein-coupled receptor signaling pathway. Bases 14 to 1378 code for a protein of 454 amino acids. The record is from RefSeq and is a predicted model, not a curated record. The transcript has 10 exons. Gene Ontology annotation, cellular component: membrane. Gene Ontology annotation, molecular function: G protein-coupled receptor activity.